AUGGCAUCCGUGGGCAAGGCGCUGUGUGGGAAACUCAACAAAAAGGUGGUAACAGUUGCUUACAGUGAAGAGAGUGUGACAUCCCGCAAGAUGCGUGUGAGGGGUGUUGCCACUGUGGAGCAAUCGGAAGGGUUGACACUUUUCACCAGUGGCCAAUUUUCAGUGCCUGAGAAGAAACGCGAGCAUUACCAGGGCUCAAAUAGAGGAAACCUUUUGGCAUGGGUGAAGCUCCCAAACUGGGAACAGUGCUGGAAAUUGAGGUUUGAAAAGAAGAAGGCUUUGUAUGGAAAGGCUCGUGUUCCUGUGGGAGGGACUUCGGUUGACGCUGAUGAUGAGGAUGGUGAGGAGGAGGAAGUCACAGAGGCAGGAGCAAUUGUUCCGAUGGCCAUUGAUGCUUCUGGCAACCUCUACAUUCCGAAGAACCGCAACAAUGACAAUGUGGAGCCGGUUUCAUUCUGGUCAAUGCCCAUCCAGUUCUUCAAAGAAAUCUUCUCAUCAUACCACUGCAAGGGAGAUGGAAAUGCAGCAAAGGCAUGCAUUGCCAUGAGAAAGAGCUACAUUGGCAUUUGCUGCUCUGAUGUGCACCCCACCUUGCUACGGGAGGAGUUGGUAUCCUAUGUCCUGACCCUCUUCAAGAAGGAGACCUCCAUGCACUUCCAACCAAAGUUUGCCACUGGGGAUGGAGCAAAGGAUGUGGAGUCUGAAGAUGAGGGUGACGACGAGGGUGACUCUAAUAAGAAGAAGGGCACCAAGCGGAAGAAGAGCGGCCAGAAGAACACUGGCAGAAAGAAGCCCAAGAGCAAAGCCAAACCGAAGUCAGGGCCCAAGUCCAAAGCAAAGGCCAAAGCAAAGAAGAAGGCCAAGAAGGCGGGCAAGGACGGUGAUGAUGAAGACAUGGAUGAGGAAGAUGAUGCUCAGGAAAACGAUGAGUCGGAAGAGGACCAGGAUGACGGAGAUGAGGAUGACGAGGACCAGGACGAUGGCCAGGAUUCCGGACAGUCUAUGUGA
Molecule: messenger RNA, 1008 nt
Organism: Durusdinium trenchii
Lineage: Eukaryota; Dinophyceae; Suessiales; Symbiodiniaceae
Source: the annotation of a GenBank genome assembly